Molecule: messenger RNA, 2341 nt
Organism: Trichosurus vulpecula (common brushtail)
Lineage: Eukaryota; Metazoa; Chordata; Mammalia; Diprotodontia; Phalangeridae
Gene: SCARA5
Product: scavenger receptor class A member 5
Exons: 9
Coding region: 465-1949 (494 amino acids)
Biological process (GO): iron ion transmembrane transport
Cellular component (GO): plasma membrane
Molecular function (GO): ferritin receptor activity
Source: RefSeq, a predicted model, not a curated record
AGGACCCAGUAGAGUUGCUGGAUGUCUCCACAAAGCAUCUUCUGAGCUCUGCUCCUGGGUUGAUGGUAGCUGAGGACUCCAGGAAGAGCUGACAGAUUCCCCAGCCACAGGCUUUGUCUAGGGUUGCCCCCCGCACAGCUCUCACAGUUUCUGGAGAAUGCUGGGACUCACCUAUUGACUUGGCUGUCCUCAAGAAGGGACCCUUAUUUUGCAGGUCUGUGCAAAGAAGGCAAGACCAGCAGAUCUGGAGAGAGGGUCCAUUGGAUCUCUGCCUCUGCUUGGGAUCUUUCUAUGACCGCUGCUGGAUCUGGCUGGCUUUGGAAGAAGAGCCUAUGUAAGCAAUCUCUGAUCACCACUUUCCUCAUUGCUGUGACAAUAGCUAGUUCUGUUCCUGCCAUGGCUUACUCUGGAAACUAAGGGGAUCACUCUGGCCUGCAGAAGACAGACAUCCACAGCAGGACCCAAUGGAGAAUAAAGGCAUGUAUUUGCACAACUUUGGGGACCGGGAGAACGGCUCCAUCUUUGAGGAGACUUUCGAGGGCAGGAGCCUAUCCAAACUGAACCUGUGCGAGGAUGGUCCUGGUAGUAAGAGGAGAGGGAAUUGCUGUGCCCAACUUGGAUCCUUGUCCAUGUUGAAGUAUGCUGUUGUUGGCCUCUAUCUUCUGGUCUUCCUGAUUCUUGUGGGCAUCUUCAUCCUGGCAGUCUCUCGGACACAGAGUUCUCCGGAUGACCUGAAGGCCCUUACCUGGAAUGUGAACCGGCUGAAUGAGAGUUUCCGGGACUUACAGUUAAGAUUUCUGCAGCUGCCACUCCGGGGGGACAUGAUGGAGCACAUCUGGAAGCUUCAGGACCUGCUCCAGAACCACUCCGAUUCCCUGCGUCUGCUGAUGAGCUCCCUGCAGAGGCUGGAGGGUAAUGUGUGGAGCCUGGAGACCCAGGCCAGCCAGACAGAGCAGACCAUCUCCCUCCUGCGGGACAGUAGCAGCCAGCAGCAUGAGGCGGCCCAGAUGCAGCUCUACCACCUACAGGUGGAGCAUAACAGCAGCCAGCUGCUGCUCCAGCAUCAUGCCAGGCUCCUGUCCGAGCUGGCCACCAGGGUGAGCGGUCUGGGUGAAGAGCUGGCUGAAAUGACCGGGGCCCUGGGCGGCAUCAACCAGAGCCUCUCCUAUGAUGUGGGCAUCCACCACACUCAGCUCCGGGACCUGCAGGUGCUGGUGAGCAACGCCAGCGAGGAUGCCCGGCGCAUGCGCAGGGUCCACAUCGGCAUGGAGCUGCAGCUCAGGCAGGAGCUGGCCAUCCUCAAUAACGUGACGGAGGAGCUGCGGCUCAAGGACUGGGAGCACUCGGUGGCCCUGAGGAACAUCACCCUCAUGAAAGGGCCCCCAGGACCCAAAGGUGAUCCAGGGAAUGAAGGAAGAGGAGGAACACCUGGUGCUCCUGGUUUGCCUGGACCAAGAGGUCUUACAGGUGAGAGAGGUUCUCCCGGGCUGCCCGGCCUGAAAGGAGAUGAUGGGGCAUUGGGAGCCCCAGGUCCCAUGGGAAUGCGUGGAUUCAAAGGUGAAAGGGGUCCGAGAGGAGAGAAAGGAGAAAAAGGAGAUCGGGCCGGUGACACAGCAGGUAACCCCAAGGGGAUGAUGAUCCGGCUGGUGAAUGGCUCUGGCCCCCAUGAGGGACGUGUGGAGGUGUACCAUGACCGGCGCUGGGGGACAGUAUGCGAUGAUGGAUGGGACAAGAAGGAUGGGGAUGUGGUGUGCAGGAUGCUGGGCUUCCGAGGAGUGGAGGAGGUGUACAGAACAGCUAGAUUUGGGCAAGGCACGGGGCAGAUCUGGAUCGAUGACAUUGCCUGCAAGGGGACAGAGGACAGUAUCCUCCAGUGUAGCUUCUCCAGCUGGGGGAAGACCAACUGCGGCCACGCUGAGGAUGCAGGGGUGACAUGCACCAGACACUGAGGACGGGCAGGAUGGCAGACGCUGGCCUCCAUUGCCUAUCACUGGGGAGGCUGGGACCUUGCACCCAGGGCCGCCCAGACUUGCACCCUGCCCUGCACUGCACCCCUAAGCCUAGUGCCCACUAACGAGCCGCCAUAACUCUCUAGUUAGACAGCUGCUAAAAACAGUGCCUCUGGGAUUGACUGCAAAUCUUUUCCCUCCUGGAACAACUGGAUCAACAAUUUACUGACCUUACUCUGUGCCAAUAGUAGCUCCUUAGAACCCGUAUCAUGCUUGUUUUCAUUCUGUCGGUAACAGUUAAAUGCUGGGGAUGUGUCAAAAGCAACUCUGUUAUAUGUGGCCAUGGGGAGCGGGGCUAGCAUGGAUAAUUAAAUCUACAGAAAGUUCCCAAA